ACGGCCGAGAUUUCACUCGAACCUCCUCGAAGCUUACCAAACCAGAUAUAAACACUACCACCCUCUGUUCUCUCCCAGUUCUGAAUUCUGAUACGAUAUUGCUUGUUCUACUGUUUUUUAUUUGAUCAUCGGAGGUGACUUUUGAUAAUGGCCGGAAAAGGAGAAGGUCCAGCGAUCGGGAUAGAUCUCGGGACGACGUACUCAUGCGUCGGCGUUUGGCAACAUGAUAGGGUGGAGAUAAUAGCCAAUGAUCAGGGGAAUAGGACGACGCCAUCUUAUGUUGCUUUUACUGAUACUGAGCGUUUGAUCGGCGAUGCUGCUAAGAACCAGGUUGCCAUGAAUCCCGUCAACACCGUCUUUGAUGCAAAGCGUUUGAUUGGUAGGCGAUUCAGUGAUGCUUCUGUACAGGGUGAUAUGAAACACUGGCCAUUCAAGGUUAUUGCUGGCCCUGGUGACAAGCCUAUGAUUGUGGUUACAUACAAGGGUGAGGAGAAACAAUUUUCUGCCGAAGAGAUUUCUUCUAUGGUGCUCAUUAAGAUGCGUGAGAUUGCCGAAGCUUACCUGGGAACAACAAUAAAGAAUGCAGUCGUUACUGUCCCUGCUUAUUUCAAUGACUCUCAGCGCCAGGCAACUAAGGAUGCUGGAGUGAUUGCUGGCCUCAAUGUUAUGCGAAUUAUCAAUGAGCCCACAGCUGCAGCUAUUGCUUAUGGGCUUGAUAAGAAGGCAGGAAGUGCUGGGGAAAAGAAUGUGUUGAUCUUUGAUUUAGGUGGUGGUACUUUUGAUGUCUCGUUGCUUACCAUUGAAGAGGGUAUCUUUGAAGUAAAGGCCACAGCUGGUGACACUCACCUUGGAGGUGAAGACUUCGAUAACAGAAUGGUGAACCACUUUGUUCAAGAGUUUAAAAGGAAGCAUAAGAAGGAUAUCUCUGUAAAUCCUAGAGCCCUUAGGAGAUUGAGAACAGCUUGUGAAAGGGCUAAGAGAACUCUCUCAUCUACUGCUCAGACAACUAUUGAGAUUGAUUCUUUGUACGAGGGUAUUGAUUUCUACACAACUAUCACUCGUGCCAGAUUUGAGGAGCUUAAUAUGGAUCUUUUCAGAAAGUGUAUGGAGCCUGUUGAGAAGUGUUUGAGAGAUGCUAAGAUAGACAAGAGCAGUGUACAUGAUGUUGUCCUUGUCGGUGGCUCUACUAGAAUUCCUAAGGUGCAGCAAUUGUUGCAGGACUUCUUCAAUGGGAAGGAGCUUUGCAAAAGCAUAAACCCUGAUGAGGCUGUUGCUUAUGGGGCUGCUGUGCAGGCUGCAAUCUUAAGUGGUGAGGGCAAUGAGAAGGUGCAAGAUCUGCUGCUCUUGGAUGUUACCCCUUUGUCUCUUGGACUGGAAACUGCUGGAGGUGUUAUGACUGUUCUGAUACCAAGGAACACCACCAUUCCCACCAAGAAAGAGCAGGUGUUCUCAACCUACUCCGAUAACCAGCCUGGGGUUUUAAUCCAGGUUUACGAGGGUGAGAGAACAAGAACUAGAGACAACAAUUUGCUCGGAAAAUUUGAGCUAUCUGGCAUUCCUCCAGCUCCAAGAGGUGUUCCUCAGAUCACCGUUUGCUUUGAUAUUGAUGCUAAUGGUAUCUUAAAUGUUUCUGCCGAGGAUAAGACCACUGGCCAGAAGAACAAGAUAACAAUUACUAAUGACAAGGGAAGGUUGUCCAAGGAAGAGAUUGAGAAGAUGGUACAAGAGGCCGAGAAGUACAAGGCCGAGGAUGAGGAACAUAAAAAGAAGGUAGAGGCCAAGAACGCAUUGGAGAACUAUGCCUACAACAUGAGGAACACAGUAAAAGAUGAAAAAAUCAGCUCCAAACUGGCCCCAGAUGACAAAAAGAAGAUCGAGGAUGCUAUUGAACAGGCUAUCCAAUGGUUGGAUACUAACCAGCUUGCUGAGGCAGACGAAUUUGAGGACAAGAUGAAGGAGCUUGAGAGCAUCUGCAAUCCUAUUAUCGCCAAGAUGUACCAGGGUGCUGGACCGGACAUGGGUGGCGGCAUGGAUGACGACGUCCCAUCAGCUGGUGGCGGUGGUGCUGGCCCUAAAAUUGAGGAAGUUGACUAAGCUGCAGUUUGAGCAAGAUGUGCAGUUGGGAGAUGUUUUUCAGAAUUUACUGUUGUAGUUUUGAUGGAUGGUUCUCUUUUUUCUAAUGUUCUGUUUCUGGUGAUGUUAUUGUGUGCAAUAUUUUCUUUUUAUUAAUGUUACUUUCUUGCAUUAAUAGAAGUUUCAAUUCACAAUGGUGUGAAGAUA
Messenger RNA from Manihot esculenta (cassava), 2280 nucleotides. RefSeq names its product heat shock cognate 70 kDa protein 2. NCBI's taxonomy places the organism in Eukaryota, Viridiplantae, Streptophyta, Magnoliopsida, Malpighiales, Euphorbiaceae. The record is from RefSeq and is a predicted model, not a curated record. Gene Ontology annotation, biological process: protein refolding; cellular response to unfolded protein. Gene Ontology annotation, cellular component: cytoplasm. Gene Ontology annotation, molecular function: ATP hydrolysis activity; ATP binding; misfolded protein binding. The transcript is spliced from 2 exons. Bases 148 to 2094 code for a protein of 648 amino acids.